CAAGUCAUCCGUAUUAUGUCGGAACUCAAUCAGGUAAUUCUGAUGAGAGAGAGCCAGCUCUCAUAUUUGCGGUCAGAGCUCAGUUGACUCUUAAAACAGCAGGUGUGUCGCUGUUAUUUUCUUUUUGAAACAGGUGAAGUAGGACGGGCUUGCAACCUGCAGCAUGCUGCUUUGAAUGUUGUUCAUUUACAAACCUUCAGAUCAGGCCUUCUCUGCUAGUCUAAACACUAUGAUGUAGCCUACUGACGUAGAAUUUAAAACCUAAAAUGAAUAUUAGUUCCAUGAAAUUGUGUGAAUUUGCUCCCAACAGUGUGUUGUCUUAAUUUCCUCGCAUUUCCUUUGACUUCACUGCUUCCAGUAAAUUUAUGUGGAUGUUAGAUAUUUGUUGUCCAAUCAGAUUUCAGCCUCUGUGCUGCCAUGUCAUACUAAUCUGCCCAUGGCCUUCAGAAUCACGAGUGUUGGCCCUUUUAUCUUAAACUAUAUUAGCAAAGGGACUGUUUUUUCAACUAAUCGAAUUUCAUAUUCAUCCAGAAUUUUUCCGUCCUCUGGUUGGUCACGUCUGUAGCGAUCUGUGCACAUUAAGACAUUUAAUCAGCAUGUCUGGUGAGUAUGAUGUAUUUUGUUAAGAUGUUUUAUUCCUGUUAUUAGAUAAAUAUUGAUACUGAACGGCUCCAGAUGAUGUGUAAGUGGCACUGUUGCAUGCAGUUAUAUUGCACUUUUGUAUUGAUGGUUUCUAUAAUAACAAAUGAAGAGCCUAUCGCUCUAUAAUGCCAAAUGAAGAGCCUAUCGCUGGAUGGGAGUAGUCUUUUUUAUUUUUAUAUUUUUUUAUACAGCUGCAUAAAAAUAUAUACAAUAUUUAACAAUUGAAAAUGAAGUAAGAGUUUUUUUCCAUUGCAUGCAGAGAAUUCAUUUGAGGUCAAUAUUUCUGAAUUCACUGAUCGCUGAUGUGCACAUCACAGACUGGUAGCCUGUCGUUGCACGUGUGUGUCACUAGGUGCCGUCUCUGAGCAGAGAGGAGCAGCCUGUGGUUCCCUCAUAUCCUUCAGUGUUGGAAUGGGUUCAGCAUCCACGUGCAUAUCUACAUGUAUUCCCUCUCGUGAAACAGCAGUGUCUCAUUGGAUCUUUUACUUAUUUGCACUGUUGAAAGGGACUAUUGGUGAGGAACAUGGAAUAAUAGACAGCAUCCUCUAAACGAGACGACUUUGGACCAAACAGGCGCAAAUGGAUGAAGCAAAUGAGAAAUCAGUAGAAGAUGUCAUCUCCAUGGCUGAUUCAUCAGUCACACUCGAGGACAUUGAAGGGGAGCUGUUCAAAAUUGAGCGACUACGAAACAUCCUUGUGCGGAGAGAAUCAGAGCUGAGAUACAUGAUGGAUGACAUUCAGUUGUGUAAUGAAAUCACAAGGCUGAAGAGAGAGCUGCAGAAACUGGUCUCAAUUCCAGACAAAGACAAGUCCAGGGACGAUAAGACGAGGCAGGAGGAGCUGUUGCAGCAGAUCAGCAAGCUGGUGGAGACCAGAGACUUCCUCGUAGAUGAUGUGGAGUUUGAGCGGCUCAGUAAGGCACAAGGGGGUAUCUGUGAAGACAAGCUUCAACUGUUGAGGUGCCCUACUCCGAUCAGAUCAAGAAAGAGAAGAAGACAGAGAAAUGGCAGCGUUUUUGCAGCCCAGAUUCCAAAAUAUUUUGGGUACAAAAGGUGUUCUGCAAGAUCAGAAGGUGGUGUCCAAAUCUCUGCCCACACCAGCGCCAUUUAUCACUAAAACUGGACUAACGCUACUGAAAGACUGCUGCGGCUUCACGUGCUCCAUCAUGUAACACAUCCGUGUGCUAGCCUACACUUCAUUGUGUGCACAACAACCGCUGAAGGUACUUGGAAGGAAACAGUUUUGGUGAGCCAAACUUGGUCCCCUUAAAGGGUUCAUUUUAACCUGUUAAUUGUUGUGAUUUUACAGUAAGAGCAAAGCGUUAGUGGGUGAAGCUAACUCCUUGUUAGACAAAAGCAAGUUGUGAAAAUAGGCUAGACAUGCAUUCAAAGGUUUACAGCGGGACAAAUUAUGAUCACCUGUAAAGGUUAUAGUCAGUGCAUUUUGGCAUCAGUCUGAAAUUUCACCUGAAAGCCAAAUAAUGUCAUCAAAAUAUAAAAUACACAAACAUAGGUGUGCAUGUUAAUGUGAUGUGGCAUGACAAUAUUGUUUUAUCUUAAGGUGUUUGUAUAUGUACUAUCCAAACUGUCAUAUUUUAUGCAGUCUUGUUAAAUGACCACAGGAGAGAAGCUAAAAAAAGUAAUUCAGUAACAAUUAGCAUCACUGAGAUUAGGCUGUAACUCAUUUUCAUUUUGGAUUUCAGUACCACAAUUAUACAUGUUGAGUAUUAUACAGCAAAUAGUGUAUCUUUCAGUCAGAGUUCACAUCGUGUGCAGAAAUAAAGAUGUUUAUUAAACUAG
Messenger RNA from Phyllopteryx taeniolatus (common seadragon), 2441 nucleotides. RefSeq lists its product as uncharacterized. Bases 1222 to 1758 code for a protein of 178 amino acids. The record is from RefSeq and is a predicted model, not a curated record. The transcript has 7 exons. NCBI's taxonomy places the organism in Eukaryota, Metazoa, Chordata, Actinopteri, Syngnathiformes, Syngnathidae.